Molecule: messenger RNA, 1214 nt
Organism: Gasterosteus aculeatus aculeatus (three-spined stickleback)
Lineage: Eukaryota; Metazoa; Chordata; Actinopteri; Perciformes; Gasterosteidae
Source: RefSeq, a predicted model, not a curated record
ACCUCCAACACCAUCGCCUGGGCUCUGUACCAGCUGGCCAAGCAGCCCGAGAUCCAAGAGCAGUUGUACCAGGAAGUGAUCGGCGUCUGUCCCGGGGACAAGGUGCCAAGCAGCGAGGACAUCGCUCAGAUGCCGUUGCUGAAGGCCAUCAUCAGAGAGACGCUCCGGAUGUAUCCCGUUGUCCCAGGAAACGCUCGCGUGUCCGUGGAGAGCGAGAUCGUGGUCGGAGAUCAUCUCUUCCCCAAAAACACGCUGUUCCACCUGUGCCACUACGCCGUGUCCUACGACGAGAGCAUCUUCCCCGACGCCCACUCCUUCCUGCCGGACCGCUGGCUGCGGGGGGGCGAGGACAAGCCCCGGCUGCACCCCUUCGGCUCGGUGCCGUUCGGCUUCGGCAUCCGGGCGUGUCUGGGGAGGCGCGUGGCCGAGCUGGAGAUGUACCUCCUGCUCUCCAGGCUGAUGCAACGCUUCGAGGUGAGGCCGGACCCGGCCGGCGCCCCGGUGAAGCCCAUCACGCGGACGCUGCUCUGCCCGGCCACGCCCAUCAACCUGCAGUUUGUGGACCGGCGGCCGUCGCUCUGCUAGAGGAUGAGCGCAUGAAUGUACAUAAGAACACUUUCACCCUCGACGUGUCACACAGGAGCUGUUUUCGUCUCCGGUUGCCAGGGGCGACGUCUCUCAGCCUUUUUAGUGUCCAAAGAAGCGCAGGAACCCUGCGCCCCCCCCGACCCCCGACCCCCCCGGAGUGACUAAAGGUCCUUUUAAGCAAAAACCGCUGUUCCACGCGUAGAACGCCACACGGAUCAAAGAACACAACACGCGUGUUCUUCUUCUUAUUGUGAAUGAAUCCCAUUAAAAGACCAACGUGUGAAUUCGACUCAGUACUUCUACACAACGUGAUGAAUUCAAUAACAAUAAAGUAGAUUAUAGUAAAUAAUCCUCUUUCUGUAUAAUCCUUCAUCCUGGAAGAGGCUGAUUUAAAGCUGAACAGGUUUGGAUGAGGUUCCUCGGUAGAACGAUGCCGCCCUCUAGUGGCCGUAUUAACGAGGUCAACGUGUCCGCUGCUGUGUGAUCGAUCACACAUCUGAUCGCUUUAUUGAUUCGUUAUUAAUUCACUCCAAUGUUUCUUCAUAUCUCUGAUUAUGUAAAGACGAUGCUUGUUUUAUUGUUGAUUAUUUAUUAUGAAGUAUUGAAGUGGUUCAGCUGCUCAGGUA